CCGGCGGCCUCUGAAGGCAUCACUGUAUGUCCCGUCAGGCUGCCGCGUGCUUUGGUAAAGUUCGGCUAAAGUUCGGCAGAUACGGGUUCGGGAGAACAAGGCGACUUCCGGGAUGAACGCGGUGUUGCUACGGUUUGUUGCGCCGAGGGUGGGCGCGUGGAGAGGUUUCCAUGUGGGAACUCCAUCAGUGACUUUUGACCUGAGAAAGGUUGAACUGACACCUCUGGAGCAGAGAAAACUGACCUUUGACUCCCACGCCAUGGUGUUGGAGCUGGAGAAAAGCGGUUUGGAGAAGCGUCAGGCUGAGCUGAUUGUUUCAGCUCUCGUCACGCUGACCACAGCCAACAUGGACAUAGUCUAUAAGGACAUGGUGACCAAAUCCCACCAGGAGAUUGCGGUGCAGCAGAUCAUGUCUCACCUGGACUCCAUCAGGAAGGACAUGGUGAUCCUGGAGAAGAGCGAGUUCGCCAACCUACGGUCUGAGAACAUGAAAAUGAAGCGAGAGUUGGAGCAGCUGCAGAACAGACUGAAGGAGGAGAGCGAGAAGGUCCGAGCAGAAACCAAACUGGACAUCAACCUGGAGAGGAGCAGGAUCUCUGACAUGUUCACUGAUCAGGAGAAGAAGCUGAUGGAAGCCACGUCAGAGUUUUAUCACAAGAAAGCCGACCUGGAAAACGACAACAUGGAGAUCAACAAGAAGAUCGACCUGCAGGUGGCUUCACUCAAAACGGUGCUGGAGUCCCUGAAGCUGGAAACGAUCCGAUACCUGGCAGCCACCGUCUUCUCUUGCCUCGCCAUCUUCCUGGGAGUCUACCGGUUCUGGAGGUAACGGAUCAGCAUCAGAACCAGGUCCAGAGCACCAGUCGAUACUUCCUUAGUAUUUUAGUAACAAAGAUGUUACAUUGCGGGUCAGAACGUCCCAGAAGAACAAAUGAAGGCGAGGAAGACUUUGUUUCUGUGACCUGAUGCGUAGAAGAAGUUGGAUUAUUUUGGAAUGGUGUGUGACGUCGCCCUCUAGUGGCCGCAUGGAGCAGGAGCAAUUUAUCUUGUUCUAAAAUGUCAUAAAAAGCUGAUUUUACUUCUUUUCUGUACUGAUGGUUUCUUUUUGAUGGGUUCUGCUCAGAACAUCCAGACAGGUCCGGUUCAGGUAUGAACACACCUGGAUCAGUCAGAACCACUCAGUGAAUAAAUCAGUUUAAUAACAAACCCAAAACCUUCUAAUAUGCUUGAAUCGCACCAGCUACUGGAUUCCCUUGUUUCAACCAGAACCCUGAGAAAUUCUGCACGUUGUCAUGACAAUGGAGUUGGUUGCAAAGAGCUAACAUGGCGUUAUUUCUCUAAACAAACUUUGUUUUUCAUCCAGAACUACACAUGAAAUGAAUUAAUUUUUCAGAAAUAUCAAAUAAAAAGGAAUGAACCCGUUUCAGAACAUUUGGGUUUACCUAAGCCCACUAAAGGUCAGAUGAUACAUAUAAGGCCUUCAACACCUGAUUAAAGUGUUUUUGAAGUGAACUGGUUCUCCUCUUUGUUUCCAUUAACCCUUCAGGAACCUUUAUUGUGAACAUACACUUUUUACCCUUAGGGCUCUUCAUUGUAUCUCUUAUAAAAGUGUAAUAAAACUUUAAUAUUUAAAUCUU
This is a messenger RNA of Girardinichthys multiradiatus, 1637 nucleotides long. It is a transcript of the gene ccdc90b, whose product is annotated as coiled-coil domain containing 90B. The coding region runs from base 113 to 829 and encodes 238 amino acids. NCBI's taxonomy places the organism in Eukaryota, Metazoa, Chordata, Actinopteri, Cyprinodontiformes, Goodeidae. Gene Ontology annotation, cellular component: mitochondrion. The transcript is spliced from 9 exons. The record is from RefSeq and is a predicted model, not a curated record.